GGAAUAGGGGCAUCCCUUGGGCCCACCCUGGGGACUCCCCAAGUGGCCAUGUUUUGUGGAAAACUGGUCCUCCAUCUCAACGUCCAGACAGGACGCUGGGAGCCCGAUGCCAUCAACACUCGGACCUGCUUUCGUACCACAGAGGAGAUCCGGAGCUACUGCCAGGAGGUAUAUCCAGAGCUGCAGAUCACUAAUGCUGUGGAAGGGACGCAGCCAGUUACCAUAGACAAUUGGUGCAAGAAGGGCCGGUCAUUAUGCAAAGGCCAGAUGCACAUUGUGGUACCCUACCAGUGUCUUGUGGGCGAGUUUGUGAGCGAAGCACUUCUUGUACCAGACAAGUGCAGAUUCCUACACCAAGAGAAAAUGGACUCCUGUGAGACCUACUUGUAUUGGCAUAGUGUGGCUAAAGAGGCCUGCAGUGGUGAACAUCUUGAGCUACACAGCUAUGGCAUGUUACUACCUUGUGGAGCUGACCGUUUCCGAGGUGUGGAGUAUGUGUGCUGCCCCUCACGCCCGCCAGCCAUCAGGGUGGAACAGUCUACAGAGGCUCCCCCUGUGGUUGCCCAUUUAAGGGAAGAAGCCCUGCGCAGGGAUGACUAUUUUGUGGAACCAGAAUACUACGAUGACAGCAUCACUCAGACCACCAUCACCACUACAACUCAGACCACAGAAGAAGAUGUCAAAG
Molecule: messenger RNA, 685 nt
Organism: Protobothrops mucrosquamatus (brown spotted pit viper)
Lineage: Eukaryota; Metazoa; Chordata; Lepidosauria; Squamata; Viperidae
Product: amyloid-beta A4 protein-like
Exons: 5
Biological process (GO): central nervous system development; axonogenesis
Cellular component (GO): Golgi apparatus; plasma membrane
Molecular function (GO): alpha-2B adrenergic receptor binding; transition metal ion binding; alpha-2A adrenergic receptor binding
Source: RefSeq, a predicted model, not a curated record